Molecule: messenger RNA, 471 nt
Organism: Marasmius oreades (fairy-ring Marasmius)
Lineage: Eukaryota; Fungi; Basidiomycota; Agaricomycetes; Agaricales; Marasmiaceae
Exons: 3
Coding region: 1-471 (156 amino acids)
Source: RefSeq, a predicted model, not a curated record
AUGGGAGGAGCUUUUGCCGGAGAGCCAACACAUGAGUUGCUCUCCAGUUUACAGGGGGACUGUGUACCCAAGUUCUUCGGACUGUACGUCAAAGCAAACCCGACGAAAGGUGAACGUACCACCUGUAUAGUGCUACAAGACUGUGGUCAAACCCUUCCAUGGGACUUCUGUCGGCUAUCACGAGACGAAAAAGCCCGGAUUCUCAACACAUUGCUAAAAAUUCACCGUGUAGGGCUACUACAUUUGGACUUUCACGAAGAAAACUUGUUGAAGGAUGAUAGCAAUAAAUACACGGUCAUCGACUUUGACGAGAUGAAGACAGGCCAUGUGUGCGCCUGCGGUGGAGAUUAUGAUUUCGGCACUCACGACGACAUGAGCCCAGUUAGCCCCGCCUGCCCUUACUUGUUAGUUAUUGCCCACAACAUGAGCUUUUAUGAUUCGGGAUAUGUCGAUGUGGAUGGUUACGUCUGA